AUGAUGGUAGCAUCAAUUGACAAUCCAUCAAAUGCUAUUGAAUGGGCUAUUGGUGAAAUGAUAAACCAACCAGAGACAUUGGCAAAAGCGGUUCAAGAACUAGACCAGGUUGUCGGAAAGAACCGGCUUGUCCAAGAAUCGGACUUGAAUAAUCUCAGUUACAUUCAAGCCUGCGUUAAAGAAUCUUUUCGGCUCCAUCCUAUAACAGCCUUCAAUGUCCCACAUGUGUCCAUGUGUGACACCAUUGUGGCUGGUUACUUCAUACCUAAGGGUAGCCAUGUUCUCUUGAGCCGUCCAGGUCUAGGACGUAACUUUAAGAUAUGGGAUGAACCGAUGCGAUUCAAUCCUCAGCGUCACCUUAAGCAUGAUGGAUCAAAUGUGAUAUUGUCUGAUCCAGACCUCCACCUAUUGUCAUUUAGUAUAGGUCGGCGUGGUUGUCCAGCUGUUAACCUAGGAUCCACCAUGUCAGUUAUGUUAUUGGCUAGUCUUCUUCAAGGAUUCACAUGGAGCCCACCGCCAAAGACUACUUGCAUUGAGCUUGUGGAGUCUAUUGAUGAGAUGGUUCUCUCCAAGCCUCUACUAGCCUUUGCAAGGCCACGUUUGGAUGAAAGGUUGUAUGCAUCACUUAAUCCCUAUUGUAAUCCAAACGUCACCUUGUUGACUGCAGUGGAGGACCAUGCAGACAAUCCACCAGCACAGGCUGAACUGAAUGAUUUUGAGGAUGCAGUGAUGUCAAAUGAAGAAAAUCCAUCAGAUCACGUUGAACAGAAUGAUCUCGAUGUUGCCGUUCUGCCCAAUGAAGCUCCGUCACCCCCUGUUCAACCGAAAUCUGUUGAGGAUGUACGUGAGGACAUUGAAGAUGAAUCACUCCUUGUUGAACAGGAAGAUGUAGAGGCUGUAUUUCAGCACAGUCAAGCCAAUGAUGUUUGGUACGAAGGUGCACCUGGUAAUAUCACCCGUGAAUUACUUCGUUCAAUGAAAAUGGGUCGCGAAAUUUCUAGCGAAGUGAUUGACGCUUGCAUGAUGCCACGUUAUUUUCCCAAUCCAUUGAAGAAGACAUGA
Messenger RNA from Impatiens glandulifera, 1062 nucleotides. Its product is annotated as phenylalanine N-monooxygenase CYP79D16-like. The transcript has 5 exons. NCBI's taxonomy places the organism in Eukaryota, Viridiplantae, Streptophyta, Magnoliopsida, Ericales, Balsaminaceae. Gene Ontology annotation, molecular function: oxidoreductase activity, acting on paired donors, with incorporation or reduction of molecular oxygen; iron ion binding; monooxygenase activity. The record is from RefSeq and is a predicted model, not a curated record. Bases 1 to 1062 code for a protein of 353 amino acids.